GGGUCGAGGCCACCUUUGCCUACGGCGUCUGCUGCACGGCGCUCGGCGAAACCGACCUCGACACCGCGCGCGCGAUGGCGUUCAGACCAGUCGAGAUUAGGCCCCCAGGCAAAAGUCGCACCGCCGUCCUCGCCGCCAUCAGCAGGGACUACGACCCCGUUUCCAAGGCGACGCGCGAACCAGUGCGCACGCUGUGCGGGGCCGUCUGGGAGCGGUGGUUCCCCAGACAGGCUUUGGACAAGGCCUUCGCGGCGGCCUCGGCAGCGUCGGACAGCUGGGCCGACUGCCGCGGCCCCGAGGAGGCCGCUCGACUGUCCAUGCGCCGCGUGGGAUGGGAGGCGACCUCGCUCGAUGCAUGGAUCACACACGACGGCUUUCGCUACAGCGUCAGCGACGCCAGCCCGUGGCUCACCAGGAAGCUGCUCGGCCGCAGCUGCGAGCAUUGGCAGGCCAAGCAGCCCGGCAAGCACGACGCCUCCUGGCUCGACGUCGGCAUCAACUUCGGCCAGCUUCGGCAGUGGGCGGCCAGCGCCCGCGGCACCUCCCACGAAGCACGGAGCUGGCCCAGCCGCAGCAGCGAGCAGCGCGGCCACCUCGGGUCCUGCAUCGUCGGCGGUCAGUGGACCAACGCCAGAGAGUACGGCAACAACCCGAGGUGCGCCCCCUCGGACACCUGCGAGCUCUGCCCCAAUCCCGUUGGAGACCUCUGGCACAGGCACCUCUGCUGCAGCGCCAUCCCGAACCACGGCCUCGGCCCCCCGAGCGAGAUCGCCCUGCUGCAGCCGCAGAAGGACAACGCGGUUGUCAAGUUCCUUGUCGUGCGCGUCCUGUCUCUUACCCAGCCGCUCCAGUGGGGGCCCCCCAUCGGCGGCUUCCUCGACCACCUCCGCUGGUGUCGCGGUGAGCCAGGCGAGCUUUUCGUCGGCCAGCCACUGCGCUGCGACGGCCCAUUGUGCGAUGCGCUGCUGGCCGAGGGCCGCGGUGCGCAGGCCGCGGGAGCGGUCUUCGAGCUACCUCCAGGCCCCGAGGGGGUCGAUCCAUGCGUUGGCAGCCGCGCCAAGGGCGCGGAGCUGAUGGCGGUGCUCAUCGCCCUGCGGCAUGCCCCCCCCCCUAUCGAGCUGCGCUGCGACGCCGGCUACGUCGUCGACGGCGUCGACCGGCGGGGCGAGGCCCGCGCGACGCUGGCGUCCUCAGCGCGGGGGCAUCUCUUGCGGCAGGUGCGGCAGGCGCUCCGCGACUUCGGUGGCGUAGGCCCAGCGGGGCUCACGAUCGUCAAGAUCAAGGGCCACGCCACCGCCGCCCAUGUCACCCGCGGCAUCAUCACGCGGAAGCAGCGCCGUGGCAACUACGAGGCCGACCAGGUCUUCGUCGACGGCGGCGCGCGCUCGGCGGCCACGGCUGGCGCUCCAGCGGGGCCGACAG
Molecule: messenger RNA, 1422 nt
Organism: Prorocentrum cordatum
Lineage: Eukaryota; Dinophyceae; Prorocentrales; Prorocentraceae
Source: the annotation of a GenBank genome assembly